This is a messenger RNA of Harmonia axyridis, 1075 nucleotides long. RefSeq names its product DNA-directed RNA polymerase III subunit RPC8-like. The record is from RefSeq and is a predicted model, not a curated record. The transcript is spliced from 5 exons. Gene Ontology annotation, cellular component: RNA polymerase III complex. Gene Ontology annotation, biological process: DNA-templated transcription; transcription initiation at RNA polymerase III promoter. Bases 389 to 994 code for a protein of 201 amino acids. NCBI's taxonomy places the organism in Eukaryota, Metazoa, Arthropoda, Insecta, Coleoptera, Coccinellidae. Gene Ontology annotation, molecular function: DNA binding; DNA-directed RNA polymerase activity.
ACUAAAGUAAAGAGACGUAUACUUCCAUAUUGCUUCCAAUUACGAAUUUCAUUUUCAGUUUUCUUGAUUUUCGUGAAAUCAUACAUUUUGUUUCAUUUCCUUCAAUUUCGGAGUGGAAUUUAAUUCAUACAGAACAUCCAAUCAAUCUGCUUCUGGAGUGUGAGUACAGCCACAAGAUGCAUUCCAUCGAGUUCAUACACAUAAGGAUAGCGCCACCUUCCAUAAGAAUUGAGGAAAAACUGAUUAAAUGAGAAAAAAGAAGAUUUGCACUUCAAUUCUAUGCAAUAAUUUAUGAAACCAUAACCUCAAAUUUUUACCAUGGUCCAUUUAUCCAAAUCCCGGUUACAGAAACAAACUAACGUUAUAAAUAAAUUAAAUUAAACUUAAUAUGUUCUUCUUAGCUGAAUUGGAAAAUACAGUGCGUAUUCCUCCUGAACUAUUUCAUCUGGAUUUACGGGAGGCUAUUGAACAAGAAUUGAAUAAAGUAUUAGCUAAUAAAGUUCUCAACACCUCUGGUCUCGGAAUUGCUCUCCAUGGUAUUACAGACAUUGGAGAAAGCUUCAUUAAACCAGGGGAUGGAUCCACUUACACAAAAGUAAAAUUUCGAUAUAUCAUGUUCAGGCCUUCUGUGGAAGAAAUAAUAACAGGAAAAGUAAAGAGUGUUAGUCGUGAGGGAAUCCAUGUAACGCUUGGUUUUUUCGAUGAAAUAUUCAUACCACCGAAAUAUAUUCCCCAUCCGUCAAGAUAUUCUGAGGAUGAUCAAGCGUGGAUUUGGGAAUAUGUAACUGGUGAUGGAGAAAAGCAUGAUCUUUACAUAGAUUCAGAUGAUGACAUAAGAUUCAGGGUUAUAGAAGAAAAAUUCUUAGAUAUGACUCCUGGGCUCAAUGGAGAAGUUCCUGAAAUUAGUGAUACAGAAAACCUCAAAUCUUCCUAUUCAAUAAAGGCAAGUAUAAAUGAACAAGGUUUGGGAAUAUUAGACUGGUGGUCUGAUUAGUACUAAAAUAUGGCAGUGGAUAAAUUUAAAUUAUUUUUGUAUAUUAUUGUAUAUAUAUUGAAUAAAAUAAGAGUAAAAUUA